Messenger RNA from Seminavis robusta, 1197 nucleotides. NCBI's taxonomy places the organism in Eukaryota, Bacillariophyta, Bacillariophyceae, Naviculales, Naviculaceae. The record is from the annotation of a GenBank genome assembly.
AUGCAACCCAACAACAAUUCACGUCGACGACGAUAUGAAACUCCAGGGGUGGCGACAUUGGCUUCGGCAGGUCUGGCCGCUUAUGGGACCUAUUGUUUGGCGAACUGGGCCUGGAAUCAAUGGUAUAAAAAGGAAGGGGAUGAUUCGCAGCAACGACAACAACAACAGCAUGAUGAUACGAAUAUUAUUCCCAUGGCAUCCCAUCCAUCUAAACCCUUAGGAAGGGAACGAUCUCCCAUGAGUCCCCAGCAAUGGCGAAGUCGACGACAACGCAUGGUCCGCUGUGGCGACGAGGUAGCGCGAGCUCUGGAAGGCUUACUGCCGUCGUUGAAGCGUGCCAUUGAAGAAGCAACUCCAACGAUCCAGGAAACACAGGCACUCAAACAAUUGAAAACCAAAGGUCAACAUUCUUCUCAACAAGCCAUGGAUCUCUGGGAAACGGUCAAAGUACGAUCCGUCACGCGAUUGGUGGCCACGGCCUAUGCUCAUUCCAUUCUGGUGCUGGUAGUGACGGUACAAAUUCACUUGCUGGGUGGAAAACUCUUUGAAGAACAAUUGCAUACGGAUAACAACAAUACAAAUGACAAUGAUGACAGUACGGCAUCCGAUUUGAUGAGUACCUACGGGGAAUCCCAUAAGGAAGUACUCCACAACACGUACAAGUAUUAUUUCGAACAGGGCGUCCCGGCAUUGAUUCAAUCGGUAGAAACCAGUGUGCAAUCCGCAUUGGCCGAUUGGAAAUUUUCCGAUGCGUCGUGUCUCCAUAUCACUCGAGGGGCAUUUGACCAGGCACUCCAACGAAUACGACAACAACAAAGCUUAGAAGAGAGACGAUUGUUGCAAUAUUUGGUGCCAUCUGCGGGAAUGAGUCUCAUUACCGAUGCCGUAUCGGAUGAAAUGGCACGCUGGAUUUUAUACGAAACAUGGGAUGUUCUGGAAAGUCCCGUUGUUGCCAUGGCACAUCGGGACUGUUUGGACGUGACAUUUGAACGCAUGAAACAUUCUCAUUGGACCAAAAUUUUUGACGAAUCUACGACGGGAAAGCCAUUGGCACUCAUCAUUUCCAAACUCAAGCAUACGUCUCGCAGUUUCUUUGAAUUUCAACAACAACAUCAAACGGAUGCGGUCAAUGGAUACUAUUUGGAAAUGCAAUGUCUGCCGUCCGUCAUGGAAUUGGCCGAUGUGAGUUUUGGAUAA